Molecule: messenger RNA, 1237 nt
Organism: Actinia tenebrosa (Australian red waratah sea anemone)
Lineage: Eukaryota; Metazoa; Cnidaria; Anthozoa; Actiniaria; Actiniidae
Product: hexosaminidase D
Biological process (GO): carbohydrate metabolic process
Molecular function (GO): hexosaminidase activity
Source: RefSeq, a predicted model, not a curated record
GGAGGAGAUUACCAUGUUCCUGAGAGAGUGCUCUAAGAACAACUUGGUUGUUAUUCCAAUCAUACAAACAUUUGGACAUUUAGAGUUUGUGUUAAAACACGAYGAAUUUGCUCAUCUUCGGGAAACGAAGCCAUAUACGAACUCACUUUGUCCAAGCAAUAAAGGUUCAUUGCCUCUUAUCAAGAAGAUGAUUGACCAGAUAUUGAAUUUGCAUCCAAGUGCUCAAUGGCUGCACGUGGGRGGAGACGAGGUGUGGAAUUUGAAAACAUGCGAGAAGUGCAAGAAUUCUAAUUUUUCGGAGGCGGAUGUYUUCCUGAGGCAUAUGGUACCCGUGUUGACGUACGUCAGGGACAAGAAAAGAACGGCUAUCAUGUGGGAUGAUAUGAUGAGGGAAUGGACUAUACAGCAACUGCAAUGUAAGAUGAAGAAUUCAUGGAGUCUGCCUCGACAGUUGAAAGCCAAAGAACUCAGUUUUUUUCGUAUCAAGUUCGGGAAYUCUAUCUCUUCCAGCUGUAUUAACCUUUAUCAAGAGCUCAAGACAGAAUCAGCAGUGACCUUAUUGAAACUAUAUUCUGAGAGCACGGUUGACGAAUGGAUUCAAGACAAGAUCGACGRGAACAUAAAAGCAGCMGAGAAAGUGCACUUUCAUUUCCAGRACGUGUUUGGACAAUUGAACAAGGAAAUGAGGAAGAUCGAGGAAAAGAAGGAGGGAAAUGAGCAGUUUGAAACAGACGUUGGUAACGAAAAAGAAACGGAUGCUUCUAUUGCGCAGCCAUCAUCGUUACCUAAACCAACAUCUGCACCAACAGCAGGAGUAACAUCAGAACAGGAGGCAACACAAACACCAGCACAUGAACCAAUAUCAUCAUCAUCAUUAUCAUCAUCACCAUCAUCAUCAUCAGCAGCAGCAGCAACAGCAGCAACAGCAGCAACAGCAGCAUCCCCACCAUCGCAGUCAUCACAAUCAUCGUUAUCGUCAUCAUCAUCAUUAAGCCAAACACAACAAUCAGAGCAAGAGCAACAAAAAGCGGUACCCCUUCCAAUUAGAACAAGACAUUCGAAAGUUUCUCAAACUAUGAUUAGGGAUAAAGAUAAACAGAACGAAGUAAAAGAUAGAAACCCCAAAAGAUAUUUGGAAAAAUCUAAAAUURAACAAUAAAGAGAGCAAUAAGGAAUAUAAAUAUCCAUCAAACAGAAUGUUAGUAAUGAUGUCACUUUUUAUUGUAAAACAAAAAAA